Dermatophagoides pteronyssinus (European house dust mite) is the source of this 3203-nucleotide messenger RNA. Its product is annotated as insulin-degrading enzyme-like. NCBI's taxonomy places the organism in Eukaryota, Metazoa, Arthropoda, Arachnida, Sarcoptiformes, Pyroglyphidae. The record is from RefSeq and is a predicted model, not a curated record. Gene Ontology annotation, biological process: peptide catabolic process. Gene Ontology annotation, molecular function: metal ion binding; metalloendopeptidase activity. Gene Ontology annotation, cellular component: mitochondrion; cytosol.
CUUUUUGAAUGGUGUAAAAAAGCCAAUAAAAAAAAAAAAAAUGCAAAACAUUCUCGAAUAGCGUGCAAAGCCGCCGGCCAAGCCUUUAUAAAAAGCCUGAUAUUUAAAUGUUUUCCAUACGUCAUUGUUUAUUGUUUUCAUCAUCAUUAUUAAGAUUUUCUGCUCGUCACCCGACAAGAAAAAUUUUUAUCGGCAAAAUGUCAACAACAACAAACAAUUCAACAAUACAACAACGAUUCGAAAACAUAAUCAAACCAAAUGAAGAUAAACGAAAUUAUUUGGGUUUAAAACUGACCAAUAAUUUAAAAGUUAUAUUGAUUUCGGAUCCUGAAACAGAUAUAUCAGCUGCUGCAUUAAGUGUACAUGUUGGUUCAAUGUCUGAUCCAUGGCAAAUUCAAGGAUUGGCACAUUUUUUGGAACAUAUGCUUUUUAUGGGAACUAAAAAGUAUCCAAACGAAAAUGAAUAUAGUAAAUUUUUAUCACAACAUAGUGGAAAUUCAAAUGCUUAUACUGGUGAUAGUAUUACAAAUUUUUUUUUCGAUAUUGCACCUGAACAUCUUGCUUCUGGUUUAGAUCGAUUUGCACAAUUUUUUAUCGAACCAUUAAUGUUAGAAAGUUCAGUAAAUCGUGAAUUAGAAGCUGUUAAUAGUGAAUUUGAAAAAAAUAUUAAAGAUGAUAGUUGGCGUUUGUUGCAGAUAAAAAAAUUAUUAGGUUCAUCCAAACAUGAUUUUUAUAAAUUUAAUAUUGGUAAUUAUGAAACAUUAAGAGAUGGUCCAAAUUCUUUAAACAUUAAUAUUCGUGAAGAAUUGUUUAAAUUUUAUGAAAAAUGGUAUUCAGCAAACAUGAUGUGUCUUUGUGUCUAUGGAAAAGAAUCACUGCAAGAAUUGACUGAAAUGGUUACAUCAUUAUUUUCAUUAAUUUCAAAUAAAAAUAUUGAACCACCAAAUUGGCCAAUUCAUCCAUAUUCAUCGGAUAAUCUAAUGAAACAAGUACAUAUUGUACCGAUCAAAGAUAAACGUACAUUAGAAUUAGUGUUUACAUAUCCGGAUGAAAUUAAACAUUAUAAAUCAUCACCCGGAAUGUAUCUAUCACAUUUGAUUGGUCAUGAAAGUAAAGGUAGUCUACUUUCAGAAUUAAAACGAUUAGGUUUAUCAUCCGCUUUAUUAAGCUAUUAUGAUUGUAUGGAAGGUUUUGGUUUUUUUCAUAUUAAUGUUGAUCUUACCGAAAUGGCUAUGAAUCAAAUUGAUCAAGUAAUUAUAUUGAUUUUUCAAUAUAUUCAAAUGCUUAAAUCGAAUGGACCAAAAUUAUAUAUAUUUGAAGAGAAUAAAGGAUUAAAUUUUAUUAAAUUUAAUUUUAUGGAAAAAUGUAAUCCAAUUGAUUAUGUACAGAAAAUAUCAUCCGAAAUGCAUUAUUAUCCAAUUGAAGAUGUACUUUGUGCAAAUUAUCUGAUUGAUCAAUUUAAACCAGAAUUAAUUAAUGAACAUAUUGAUUAUUUAAAACCAGAAAAUUGUAUUAUUGCAAUAUCAUCGAAAAGUUUUGAAGGAAAAACUGAUUCCAAGGAAAAAUAUUAUGGUACUGAUUAUAAAAUUAUUAAUAUAUCAAAUGAUUUGAUUGAAAAAUUAAAAAAUCCUGGCCAUAAUGAACAGCUAAUGUUUCCUGAACCGAAUGAAUUUAUACCUACAAAUUUUGAUAUUAUUACCUGUAAUAAUAGCAAAGAUGAUGAUAUAAAAAAACCAAAAUUAUUAAAAAAUACUGAACAUUAUCGGGUUUGGCAUCUACAUGAUCAAAUUUAUCUUAAACCAAAAGUAUUUUUAGGUUUUAAACUAAUCAAUCCGAUUAUAUAUUCAAAUCCAUAUAAUGUUAAUAUAAAUUCAUUGUUUACAAUGUUAUUCAAAGAUGAUUUGACUGAAUUUCUUUAUAAUGCUGAAUUGGCUGGUCUUUCAUUCAACAUACAAAGUACUGUUAUGGGUUUUGAUUUAGAAUUUUUUGGCUAUAAUCAUAAGAUGAAUAUUUUUAUUAAACAAAUAUUUGAAAAAUUAUUAAAUUUCAAACCAACCGAACAACGAUUUGAAAUAUUUAAGGAAAAAUAUUCAAGAAAUCUUAAAAAUUAUAAAACACAACCACUUUAUUAUUUAACAAGUUAUUAUUUAAAAUCUGUUACAAGUGAAUUAUUUUGGUCAUAUGAUAAUCUUAUUGAAGCAUUAGAUCGAAUGGAUAUUGAUUCGAUUCAACACUUGAUGAAAAUAUUUUUAACAAAUUUUUCAAUUGAAACAUUAUUUCAUGGAAAUAUUGAUGAAAAACAAGUAUUGGAUAUAAUGGAUUUUAUACAGAAAAAUGUUAUCGAACCUAAUCGUUCGAUACCAUUACAUAAAUAUCAUCAAUCAGUACCGAGAGAAAUCGUACUCGAACCCGGUUGUUCAUAUUCAUAUGAAGUUAUUAAUGAUAUACAAAAACCAAAAGCAAUCAAUAUUUAUUAUCAGGUUUCAUUUGAUGAUAUUGUUGAAACAUCAAAAUUAUUAUUGAUUGGACAAAUAUUAAGUGAACCUUGUUUUGAUUAUCUUCGAACUAAAGAACAAUUGGGUUAUGUUGUUUAUACAAAACUUAGAGAAUUUAGUGGUGUUUAUGGAUUGAAUUUUGUUAUACAAUCGGAUUAUAAUGUUUCGUAUCUUGAAGAUCGAAUCGAAGCAUUUAUUGUUUGGGCAAAAAAAAAUUUCAUCGAAAUGAAUGAAGAUGAAUUCAAUGCAGAGAAACAAUCAUUGAUUACGCGGUUGUUGAAGAAAAAGAAACGUUUACAUGAUUAUUCAAUGGAAUUAUGGGGUGAAAUUUCAAAAGAACGUUAUCAUUUUAAUAAAAAUGAAGAUUGUGCUGAAAUUGUUAAAGGAUUACAGCUUAAAGAUGUUACUGAAUUUUUUAUUAAACAUUUCACUAUUGAAUCACCUGAUCGAAAAAAGAUUAUGAUCAAAAUUGUUAAAACAGAUUUGGAAGCAAAUAAAACAUUACCACCAUCGGCAAAUGAUUCGGAUCUAUUGCCUGCACCACCGAAAAAGGAAUCAAUAUUGAUUGAAAAUGUAGAAGAAUUUACUAAAUAUAAAUCACUUUAUCCAUUGCCGAAACCGAAAACAACAACAACAAUUUUAAAAAAAGAAUAACAACAUUUUCUCAAAAUAAACAAACAAACAAAAUAGCAUGAUUUUUUUAAUUUC